AUGGUGCUUGUUCAUAUCGUCCUGUUCAAGUUCAAGCCCAGCGUCUCCCCGGCGCACAAGGAGGCCUUUGCCGCAGAGCUCAAGCGGCUCCGGGACCUGCCGAGCGUCCUGAACAAACGGCUGGUGGUGGGCGGGCCCUCGGUCACGGAUCCCAUCGCGCGGAGCAGAGGCAAUCACUUGGCCCUGGUGAGCUACCACGCGAGCAAGGCGGCCUUGGCAGAAUACCAAGCGAGUGACGAGCACCACAGGCAAGGCGGCAUGGCGGAUUCGACGCUGGGCAUGGUGAGCUGA
Metarhizium robertsii ARSEF 23 is the source of this 291-nucleotide messenger RNA. RefSeq names its product Dimeric alpha-beta barrel. The transcript has 3 exons. The record is from RefSeq and is a predicted model, not a curated record. NCBI's taxonomy places the organism in Eukaryota, Fungi, Ascomycota, Sordariomycetes, Hypocreales, Clavicipitaceae. The coding region runs from base 1 to 291 and encodes 96 amino acids.